AUGGAUCACGUUCACAGCGCAUUUAAUAAGGCAACAGUUAGUGUUGUGAAUGAAAGUAGCGGAUUGCUGCGUAAGAAAUUUAAAAAGUUUCUGGUACAGUUAGAGCAAGUUAAAUUUAAACAAUCCAAUUCCAAGAUAAGACUGUUAUUGGGUAUUGAUUUGAUCAAUAUGAAUGCAAAAAAGUAUAAUACUAUAUUAUUGGAAAAUGACAUUCUCUUUGGUAAAGAGUGCAACAAUCCGACGAUAGGCACAGAACAAGCUAAAAUCUCCUACAAGAAAAGAAAGAAUGCAAUUGAAGCAGAAUUUAGAGAAACAAGGAGAUUUCACAUUGAUGAAUUGAAAUCAAAGUGUCUGAGUGCCUAUAUUGUGAUUAAUGAUUUGAUGAUUACAGAUAAUGACAUAGGAAACUGUGUUGAAAUUGGUAAGCUGUAUAAAAAGAAGUGUGCUGAGCUGAAUAUAGGCAUGGAUGAUGAGAUAAUUAAUAUGGUUAAUUAUAUUGAAUCCAUUAAUAUUGAUGCGUAUGUGUUUAUGGCAGGUGAAUUGAUGGGCUGCCUGAAAAUUUGUGAAAUAUUAGUCGUGUCUGAAAUAGGUAUAUGCUAA
Messenger RNA from Enterospora canceri, 600 nucleotides. The record is from the annotation of a GenBank genome assembly. Lineage: Eukaryota; Fungi; Microsporidia; Enterocytozoonidae.